This is a messenger RNA of Dermochelys coriacea (leatherback sea turtle), 795 nucleotides long. RefSeq names its product adhesion G-protein coupled receptor G6-like. NCBI's taxonomy places the organism in Eukaryota, Metazoa, Chordata, Testudines, Dermochelyidae. The coding region runs from base 42 to 347 and encodes 101 amino acids. The record is from RefSeq and is a predicted model, not a curated record. The transcript has 3 exons.
UUCUUCCUUUAGGGCUCUUUAUCUUUGUAUAUCAUUGCCUAAUGAAAGAGACGGUGAGGAAGCAGUGCCGAGUGCACUUUUGCUGGGGGAGGUUUCGGCUCAAUAAUUAUUCUGAUUGGAGCAGGGCAGGAAUAUCUGUUGGAUAUAAACCAAGAAAUCUGGAGCAUAAACUAUCACUGCACUCUUUGAAAGCAACCAAGUCUUUGAAGUCUAAUGCAACAAGCUCAACUUCCAAUGGUUCAGACUCCUUACCGGAGACUUCUUUGGAUAUGGACUUGAGAGCAGAUGUGGCCUUCAGGGGAACCCCCUACACAACAGCAGAGAGCCUCCACCAGACAAGGAAGUGACCAAGGUGGAGCAAGGAGGACAUGUUCUGAGAGGUGCAGCAAUCCUCAGAGGCUGAAAAAAGAGAAUGCAGGGAGUGGAGAGAGACACUGAAGGAAAAAUUUAAAAUAGAACAGAAAUGAGAGUGAGGAGCAGAGCCUGGAACAGAUGAUAAAAGUGAUGGAAGAGCAAACAGAGAUGUUGGAAGUCUCUAAUUAUGCUCCAGGCAGAAAACAUGCAUGCUCGUUCCCCCUGCAAUUGAUACAGAUGCUUUCCAGGCCCUCCCCAAAUUCCUCCCACAGAUUCCUUGCAACUUCCCAGAAUGUCUCAGUACCCCAUUCACUCCACCCCUUCAGACAGCUUCCAAAAUGAUAGCUGGACUUACACGCAACUAUGAGAGCCUACACUGCCCUGCAUUCUUAUCUCCCUUCCCACCUAGUCUUUUGUGUGUGUUGGUAACUGGUAUUUAAU